Molecule: messenger RNA, 1636 nt
Organism: Syngnathoides biaculeatus (alligator pipefish)
Lineage: Eukaryota; Metazoa; Chordata; Actinopteri; Syngnathiformes; Syngnathidae
Gene: ola1
Product: Obg-like ATPase 1
Exons: 10
Coding region: 161-1417 (418 amino acids)
Cellular component (GO): cytoplasm
Molecular function (GO): ATP binding; GTP binding; ATP hydrolysis activity
Source: RefSeq, a predicted model, not a curated record
CGUCGAGUAUCUGUGACGCAAACGCUCGACCAAUCGGAAGGCUCUCUCACCAAAACACUUCCGCUUAGCCCUCGCCGCAGCCUGUCUGGUCUUUCCCAGCGAAGCUGUCCGUGCGAGCGGUCUUCACAGACGUGUACGGCACGUAGAAACUAAAGCAAAGAUGCCUCCAAAGAAGGGAGAUGCCCCGAAGCAGCCCCCGUUGAUUGGACGCUUCGGGACGUCGCUUAAAAUCGGAAUCGUGGGACUGCCGAAUGUCGGCAAGUCCACCUUUUUCAACGUGUUGACCAAAAGCCAAGCAGCAGCCGAGAACUUCCCCUUCUGCACCAUCGACCCAAACGAGAGCAGAGUGCCCGUCCCCGAUGAACGCUUUGAGUUCCUCUGCCAGUAUCAUAAACCAGCCAGUAAGGUUCCCGCUUUCCUCAACGUGGUGGACAUUGCCGGCCUGGUGAAGGGGGCUCACUCGGGUCAAGGGCUGGGCAACGCGUUCCUCUCGCACAUCAGCGCCUGCGACGGGAUCUUCCACAUGACGCGCGCCUUUGACGACGAAGACAUCAUCCACGUGGAGGGCAACGUGGACCCCGUGCGGGACAUGGAGAUCAUCCACGAGGAGCUGAGGCUGAAGGACGAGGAGAUGAUCGCGCCCAUCAUCGACAAGCUGGAGAAGACGGCGGUCCGAGGCAACGACAAGAAGCUGAAACCCGAAUACGACGUCAUGUUGAAGGUGAAGAACUGGGUGGUGGACGAGAAGAAACACGUGCGGUUCUACCACGACUGGAAUGACAAGAGGUGCGCCGCUCGUGGUUCUCGGGUGUUGAGUGCGCGUGCCGCCGUGACGCAAUUGCGGUCGUGUUCCCAGAUCGAGGUUCUCAACAAGUACUUGUUCCUUACGUCCAAACCCAUGAUUUACUUGGUCAACCUCUCCGAGAAGGAUUACAUCCGGAAAAAGAACAAGUGGUUGGCUAAAAUCAAGGAGUGGGUGGACACUCACGACCCGGGCUCCAUGGUGAUCCCCCUCAGCGGAGCCUUGGAGUCCAAACUGUUCGACAUGGAACCGGAGGAGCAGAAGAAAUACUGCGAGGAGCAAAAGACGCAGAGUGUCCUCACCAAAAUAAUCAAGACAGGCUACGCGGCGCUACAGCUGGAAUACUUCUUCACCGCGGGACCGGACGAGGUGCGAGCGUGGACCGUCAGGAAAGGCAGCAAAGCUCCGCAGGCGGCCGGGAAGAUCCACACCGACUUCGAGAAGGGCUUCAUCAUGGCCGAGGUGAUGAAGUUCGCCGACUUCAAGGAGGAGGGCAGCGAAAACGCCGUCAAGGCCGCAGGGAAAUACAGGCAACAGGGUCGGAACUACGUGGUGGAGGACGGCGACAUCAUCUUCUUCAAAUUCAACACGCCCAACGCGCCCAAGAAGAAAUAAGAUUGUCACGGGAUAUUUUUUAAAUCCGAGAACGCCAUGCACAUUUUUGCUUUUUAUUGCCCACACGUACACACACACACACAGAAUGCCUUCAAUCUGCUCCGGAAUCAUGUGGACUGUCAAAGCUGCCCUAAAAAAAAAAAAAAAAAAGUAAAAAUGUCAUCAUCAUCAUCGCUGCGCACGUGUCAAUAAAAUGUGACAGAACCCACUUAUGAUUCU